This is a messenger RNA of Cyprinodon tularosa, 1298 nucleotides long. RefSeq names its product selenoprotein L (gene selenol). NCBI's taxonomy places the organism in Eukaryota, Metazoa, Chordata, Actinopteri, Cyprinodontiformes, Cyprinodontidae. The transcript has 9 exons. The record is from RefSeq and is a predicted model, not a curated record.
CUGGGCUGUCCAUUAAGUGCAGGUGAUGUGAAAACGGUGGCAGUCAGUAGGAGCUGGUGACCAUGGCGGAGAUUGAUGCUGUAUCAGAGGAGGCCUUAACCAGUGGCCUGAGUCUGCUGGUCAAUUUGGGUACAAUUUUACUACAGAAUGCCCAGCAGGAAGCAGCAGCCUCUCUGGAGACUUUUGUUCCUCGUAAGAUCACUACUUUAUUUGGUUUGAUCACAGCUGGGGAGAAUUUCUAUAGAAGCAUUGGAGUGAAGACAAAAAGUGAAGCAGAGGCUGUUUGGAAGAAAUCCUACCACUGUCCUGCUGUCAGAGAACAAGUAGAUGAGCUUCUGAAACUAGAGGCGGAGUGGGACUCCUUCCUGCAGAGCGUGGACAAAGGGUUGCAGAUGACAGAUGAGCAGCUUUCUGCAGCACAGACAGCAGACAGCCUUAGUGCAGACAUUCUGUUUUCUAAUGCACGGUCAGGAAAGAGUGUGACUCUGGGUCAGUACUUAGGUAAGGGUCAGAAGCUGCUGCUGGUUCUCAUUGGGCAUUUUGGAUGGCUGCCAUGACGGGACCAUGUGGCCCAGCUGGAGGCCCAUCAGACCCUCCUGGAGGCUCGGUCGGUGCAGGUCGUAGUGGUUUCCUUUGGCAGUGAGGAGGGAGCUCAGCUAUGGCUGGAGGAGACUGGGUGCAGCUUUAAAAUACUUUUGGAUUCACAAAGGAAGGUCUACAGGAGUUUUGGGCUUGGUUCAUCCGUCUCCAAGGUGUUGAAGUUUGGCUGCCUGAUGCAGUUUUCAGAGUACAGCAUCGCCAACAGAGAUUUCCCUGAUUUCCCAUAUCGCCUGUUGGGAGACAUUUAUCAGCUGGGAGGGGACUUUUUACUGGACCAAACGGGAAGGGUGCUUCUCUCUCAUCCCUCCAAAAACCCUCUGGACAGACCGAGCCUGACGGAUGUCCUACAGGCUGCUGAAGCCAACUCUACCCGCUCUGAAGAGGCACACGCACAGGCUGAAUAAAAGCUAUAGGAAAAACAUUGAUGCCACUGAGGACGACCAGCUCUUGAUGCACAUGGAUGACGUCUCAUCUUACAGUCGUUAUGAAGAGAUGCGACCGAUGCUGAACUGUGCAGAAAAGACUAAAUUGAUCUUCUUUGGUGAUGUCAGUGUUGUGAUUUAGGAUGAAACAUUUAUUCAUUAGUCAUCUAGAUUUACACUUACCAUUUAAACAGACAUAAGAGUGAAGUUAAUAUGAGGAAUAUCUGUUCUUUUUAUAAGACAAACUAUUUUAUUGAUUAAAAACAUGAUUAAAUA